CCCAUCCCCGCCGGGCGCGGGGGCCGCGGCGGCCGGGCCGGAGCCCCGGGCGGUAUUUAAGCGGGCGGGCGCGGAGCGGCGCGCAGCCGCUGGGGCUGGCGGUGCGGCGGGAGGAUGCAGACCUUCGAGCCGCCGCCCCACGCCCAGGAGCUGCUGGACGUGGCGGUCUGUCCCGGCAUCUACCCGGGCCGGUCCCAGCCCCCGCCCGCCGCUAAUCCCUACCUGUGGCUCGGCGGCCCCGCCGCCCCUUUCUUGCCCGCCGCCCCCUUCCUCCCGCCGGGCUGCGCCUCCGCGCAGAGGCCGUCGCCGGGCUCCGCGGGUGCGGAGCGUGGCUGGGCGGUGCUUCCCCCGCAGCAGGAGUGUCUGCGCCCGGCGAGGCCGCCCUAUUCCUACUCGGCGCUGAUCGCCAUGGCCAUCCACAGCGCGCCGGGCCGGCGGCGGACCCUCAGCCAGAUCUACCAGUACGUGGCCGAGAACUUCCCCUUCUACAAGAAAAGCAAAGCGGGUUGGCAGAACUCCAUCCGCCACAACCUCUCCCUCAACGACUGCUUCAAGAAAGUCCCACGGGACGAGGACGACCCGGGCAAAGGCAACUACUGGACCCUCGACCCCAACUGCGAGAAAAUGUUCGAUAACGGCAAUUUUAGGAGGAGGAGGAAGAGACGGGCCGAGGCCGGUGCGCCCGAAGGGGCCGGGGGGAGCGGCGGGGACCCGCGGGGGUCCUGCCCCGCUGGUCCCUUCUACGGCCGUGCCGGAGCGCAGGCGUGACAGGGGCUCCCCGGGCGCACCGAGAUGCACUAAUGCACGAGAGAGUUGGCAUUCAAACUGUAAAAAGCUGCCUUUGGACUGUGAAAUUAAUUCUCCAAGAAGUGGGCACAUGCUUUUAAAUAGGAAGGAUGGAGGAAUUCUUGCCCUGGCAGUUCCAGAUGACCCUUCCCGAGACACAGCGAGGACACCGACCUCAGAGCUGGGAAACAAAUAACAUCCCCCAGCUUCAGGACACAAGGUGGAUCCAACCAUAGGGGCCAAGCUCCAUAUUUUCAGCUUGGACUAUUUGUCCGGAGAGAAACUACACCAUUCCAGGACUCUGAAAAUGCAGCAGAACACAAGGAGGAGAACUCCAAGUGGCUGCAGGUGCUUCAGGCUUCCCCAGCGAGGUUGUCAUCAGCAGCUCAGCUGGGUCCUGCCUUGGCGAAGUCCAUGGGUAACCCAGUGAAAGGACCACACCGCAUUGCCAGAACUCUUCUUCAGGGACUAUUUAAGAUGGUAAUUCAAUGUGUACAUGGAGGCCACCAUUUGUAUUUCUUUGUGCUUCUGUUGUACUCUGAUUCUAUUUUUGUGUAUUGGAGAGAAAAGGAGAAUUUUUUUAAAAUAAAUCAAUCUAAUUGGA
This is a messenger RNA of Columba livia (rock pigeon), 1390 nucleotides long. It is a transcript of the gene FOXI2, whose product is annotated as forkhead box I2. Lineage: Eukaryota; Metazoa; Chordata; Aves; Columbiformes; Columbidae. Gene Ontology annotation, molecular function: DNA-binding transcription factor activity, RNA polymerase II-specific; RNA polymerase II cis-regulatory region sequence-specific DNA binding. Gene Ontology annotation, biological process: cell differentiation; regulation of transcription by RNA polymerase II; anatomical structure morphogenesis. The record is from RefSeq and is a predicted model, not a curated record. The coding region runs from base 115 to 768 and encodes 217 amino acids. The transcript has 3 exons.